UUUAUUUUCUCCUUCUCGGGCUUCGACAUUCUUCUUUUAUUUACUUUCGGCUCAUUGUCCCCUCCCUAUAUUUCCCUCAGUCGUCCUUCUCUCAACUUGCGCCUUGUACAGCGAAAGCACCUCUGAGCAGACUGUUCUCAACGAGAGCCGAACGAGGCAUUGGCUCCUGUCUUGACCUUCUAAGGCUGCAAACUUAGGUUGCUUAGCAACACCACAGGGCGAUACCGGACGUAUAACCGUUAUCAGUCAUCCGGAGUUCUGGUGUUCACGCGAAUAUCCCACCUUCAAUACGAAGAAUCACCCAUUCAAGCCUCACGAGAUACUGAAUCGCUAGACGCCACGAAUACAAAUUCCACGAUUCAAAGUCGAGAUGGUUUACGUGCGACAGGAGAAGCUACCGAACUUGCGGGAAUACAAGUACUCGGCCGUCGACCACUCUUUGACGUCCAAAUACAUCCUCAAGCCAUUUUACACCAAUGUUGUCAUCAAGCUCUUCCCCAUGAGCAUGGCUCCCAACCUGAUCACGCUCACGGGUUUCAUGUUCGUUGUCGGCAACUUCCUCACUCUGCUAUGGUACAACCCUACCCUCGACCAGGAUUGCCCACCUUGGGUCUACUACAGUUGGGCCGCCGGUUUGUUCCUCUACCAGACUUUUGAUGCGGUUGAUGGCACCCAAGCUCGUCGUACUCGUCAGUCCGGACCUCUUGGCGAGCUCUUUGAUCAUGGCGUCGACGCCCUCAACACCUCGCUCGAAUGCCUUAUCUUCGCCGCCUCUCAAAACAUGGGCCAGAGUUGGUACACCGUCGCGACCGUCUUUGCCUCCCUUCUCACUUUCUACGUCCAAACCUGGGAUGAGUACCACACCAAGACGCUCACCCUCGGCAUCGUCAACGGACCCGUUGAGGGUAUCCUGAUCCUCGUGGGCGUUUACACCUUGACCGGUUACCUCGGCGGCGCCUCUUUUUGGCAACAGGGCAUGCUCUCCACCCUUGGCGUUCCCCAGACCCUCACUUUCGGCACCACCGCCUUGACUCUGCCCAGCUUUCUUUACAAUUUCUCCUUUACGGAAUGGUACAUGGUCCAGGGCACCGUAGUGCUCGUCUACAACACGGUCGAAUCCGCUCGCAACGUGAUACGCGCCCGCCGCGCCCGCGGCGACCGCUCGCGGUACGCCCUCGUCGGUCUCCUCCCCUUCUUUGCCACCUGGGCGCUCGUGGUCGCCUAUUUGUUCCUGCAGCCCAACAUUCUGCAUGGCCACCUGGUGCCCUUCGUGCUCUUCGCGGGCAUCGUCAACGCCUACAGCGUCGGGAAGAUGAUUACAGCCCAUCUCGUCAAGCUCGACUUCCCUUACUGGAACGUUAUGGUGAUCCCUCUCGGCCUGGGCGUCUUUGACUCCCUCGGCCCCGUCAUCCACAAGUAUGCACCCGACGGCCUCAAGAACCUCGGGUGGCCCUCAGCUCUUGGCGACGGCGUCUAUCAGGUUGCCUACAUGUUCUGCAUGCUUGGAAUGGCGGUCGGCGUGUACGGCAGCUUCGUGGUGGACGUCAUUGUUACCAUCUGCGAUUACUUGGACAUUUGGUGCUUGACUAUCAAAUACCCCUAUGUGGAGGGUCAAGAUGAUCCCAAGGUGUCUAAGCAGGUUGUGGGAAGCAAAGGCGAGCUCAAGGAGAAGAGGGGCUAAUAACUGUGCCGGUCUCUUCUUACUGUGAUUAGAGGUGACAGGAUGAAGAAUGGAAGCGGGCACAAGUUAAGAGGAGGACAAUUGAUGGACGGCAGGCAGUGCGGGGUCCCGAAGUGACAAGGACAUAGCCAACUCGCAAUGAGCGAGGGCGCGCGGAGAAGGUGAAUGGAAAAGGAGGACACAACCAGGGUAUGAAGGACAAUUGUGCCAACCCACUGAUCGGAGUACCGAUUUAUACGAAGCAAGUCCCUACCAUGACAUUCCGAACUCGAGGGAACAUGAUGGAAGUGUCUGCCCUCGUGCUUGGUACACCUAUCAAUGACGAAGACACGGGUAUAUACGAUACAUGAUGAUGAUUAUCUGCUUUCCUAUCUUUCAAUUUCUUUUAUUUUUUUUGACUUUCGGGACAAGGGUGGUUUUGGCCUAGGUGGUGGAGGGACGGUAGGAAAAGAGAGGGAUUCGCCACUUGGCUCAAGAGAACAAAGACUAGGCCAGGGGGAAAUGGGUGAACACUUACGUACGCAAACGAUAGAAACCACGUCGUGUAUUUCUAGCGUUGUUUAGCGCGGCGUUCCUCAGAAGCAUGUUUCUAGUUGAUAUCAACUACACACAGCGUAUGCGUAGAGAUACCAUGGGGCAGCAAGGCCUAUGAAGUCUGGUCAUGAUUUGGAAUGUUAGGGUCUGGGAGGCUCAAGAUCUCCUAGACAUUCACGGCAGAUAGAAAGAGAAAGGUAUCUUAGCCACAAACAGAUGUUAUAGACAGGCUAUGUAGUCUUGGCAUUUCCAUCUUGUAGUGUUUGUUCUUCAUCACCUAGG
Messenger RNA from Neurospora crassa OR74A, 2497 nucleotides. RefSeq names its product ethanolaminephosphotransferase. Bases 371 to 1681 code for a protein of 436 amino acids. Gene Ontology annotation, molecular function: phosphotransferase activity, for other substituted phosphate groups. The record is from RefSeq and is a predicted model, not a curated record. NCBI's taxonomy places the organism in Eukaryota, Fungi, Ascomycota, Sordariomycetes, Sordariales, Sordariaceae. Gene Ontology annotation, biological process: phospholipid biosynthetic process. The transcript has 2 exons. Gene Ontology annotation, cellular component: membrane.